Fundulus heteroclitus (mummichog) is the source of this 1954-nucleotide messenger RNA. It is a transcript of the gene nemp1, whose product is annotated as nuclear envelope integral membrane protein 1. Lineage: Eukaryota; Metazoa; Chordata; Actinopteri; Cyprinodontiformes; Fundulidae. The record is from RefSeq and is a predicted model, not a curated record. The transcript has 9 exons. Gene Ontology annotation, cellular component: nuclear envelope. Bases 56 to 1348 code for a protein of 430 amino acids.
GUUGCGGAAGAGGCAGGAACAGACGUUGGAGGAGGAGGGGGUUAGCAAAAUCAUCAUGGCGGGAUACAUGAAAAUUAUUAAUGGUUACAUCUCAGCAAGUUCUAAGUUUCUGGUUUUCACUGUGCUUUUGAUGUGCUUCCCCCAAACGUCACACCAAAACACGGGUAACCCACCUGCAAUAAUUGAUCUGCAAGAUGGGGAGCAGUACGUCAUGUCGGGGCCAAACCGGUUCUGUUACGAAAAUUCAGUUGUUCCAACCUGGAGGCAAACGUGGACAAGAAUUCAGGUGAAAGUGUGGAGCUCCAAGGUAUUUAAGGUGGAAACUGUCGAAGGCGAAGAAGAGCUGCAGGAGCUGGAGAAGUUCAGCUUCCGGAGCUGGUUUCAAAGUUUUCUACGCGAGCAGCACAAUGAAACUUUCAUUAACAUCAACCUGUUCAGCAAGAAGACCUGCUUCAGGGUGGAUCCUACUGCAGCAGCUCAGUACACCGUCAAACCCGUCCGCAAGUUUGAUAUCUAUCUGUUUUUGGUCUUCCUCUCUGGGGCGUUGCUGUUUGUUUUUGCAGAAUCCCUUAGCAGGAGUCAACUUUUCUUCUACUCUGCUGGAAUGAGCACAGGCAUGCUCGCCUCUCUCAUCAUCCUCUUUUUCAUUCUGUCACGCUUUUUGCCAAAGAAAAGCCCCUUUUAUAUGCUUAUUGUGGGAGGGUGGUCUUUCUCUCUGUAUGCCAUCCAGCUGGUCUGCAGGAACCUCGGCGUCAUUCUGCGAGAGCACUGGCACGCUGCAUUAGCUUACGUUACGGUGGUGGGGUUCGUCAGUUUUGCCGUGUGCUACCGUUACGGCCCUCUGGUGGACGAGAAGAACAUCAACAUCCUGUCGUGGACGCUGCAGCUGUUUGGGCUGCUUCUCAUUUAUCUGGGGAUUCAGAUCCAGCAGGUGGCCUUCGCCAUCAUCGUGGCGUCUUUGCUCUCCAAAAACCUGGAGUACCCGGUCAUCCUGGCCGUGACAGCGUGGAGGAAAGUCAGAGGCUAUAUUCACUGGAAGCCGCAGCCCCGUCGCCUGCUCACUGAGGAGGAGUAUCAGAGAGAAGGGGAAGAGGAGACCCGCCGUGCCCUGGAGGAGCUGCGGAAGUACUGCAACAGCCCAGAGUUCAGUCCCUGGAGGGCCGUGUCCAGACUUCAGUCCCCAAAAAGGUUUGCUGAUUUUAUCGAAGGAUCCCCCCACUUGAUGCCAAACGAGGUCUCCGUCCACGCCCAGGAAUAUGAUUUUGGGGGGAGUCUAUUUGAGGAGGAGUUCUUUGACACCGACGAUGAGGACGAGGAAGAACUCAAGCCCAUGAUGAAUCACGAGUGAGACGGUUGUAAAAAAACAAAAAAACAAACUGUUGCCGUCUCUCAGAAGAGCAGGUUGGGGAACACCUCACUGCGAAGGUCCAGACAGGUUUUCACGUUUGACGCAGAGACCUGAUGGAGGGGUAAAAAAAAAUCUCUGGACCGGAUUCAAGUCAGAACUAUCACUGAUGGAACCGUGGCGUCAGAUUUAUUAGUAAUGAAUUAAAAAGAGGGAAACAAAUGUUUUUAAAGAUUGUGCACCUCAGGCAUAUGCAUUCUUCAGGAGGAAAAAAAAAAAAAGCUUUAGUUAUGAACUAAUGAGCAGUAAUUUGGGGAUCGAGGGCCUUUGAGUUCUUUACAUGAAGCUCUCUCUGCUGAUAAGUGAGGUUUUACUUUCCUAAACUCGUUUACAACCAUCAGAAUCAGAUUGGACGGAUUAACGAGGACAUCCGCUUCACAUCUUCUCUACACUGACACAUUCUCUGUACCUUGAACCGCAGCCUGAUACUUUUGUAAUUAUUAUUUCAGAAGCGAGAUUGGGCAUGUGCAUUCUUAUGUUAUUUGUUUUAAUGGAUGUGCGUUUGGAAAAGAAUCACAAAAGUAUUUUGAAUAAAACCUUUAUAUAUUU